Messenger RNA from Aspergillus japonicus CBS 114.51, 804 nucleotides. RefSeq lists its product as uncharacterized. The transcript has a single exon. Bases 265 to 546 code for a protein of 93 amino acids. The record is from RefSeq and is a predicted model, not a curated record. Lineage: Eukaryota; Fungi; Ascomycota; Eurotiomycetes; Eurotiales; Aspergillaceae.
CUUUCCCUACCCGGGGAGCGGGAACCUGGCAUGUUCAUGCUGGUUAUAAGUUAGUCUAGGCUAUACCUAGAGCCCGGAGUCGUAUGCCAAACCAGUCUGCAUGGAAUCCCCCGGGGAGCUUGUCCGUUUUUUCUUGCCCUUUCCAGCCCCAGUCCGUCCAACACUAAGUAAGCUUAGACGGUGCACCUGGAAAGCCCUACCAAUACGAUGCCACUCAUACUAGGCAGGAGCUCACUUUCUUCUGUCUUUGCGAGUGUCUCAAACAUGAACGUCCCCACCGUUAUGGCCUUGAAGCCAUGUAUGUAUGUAAGUAUGUACAUGUUUAUUAUGCAUGUUCCGUGUGUCGCUCCGCUACAAGGUAACAUAGUACAUAUGUUCUCUCCCGGCUCUCGGGCUCAAUCAUACACCAAUGCGAUGAUCUACGAUAUUCCCGCGCACCACUCUCUAAUUUCAACCCACCUCCCCCGGCCGCUUUUUCCCCGCUCAGGCUCGAUUCGCCGAAGUUUGCCUUUUGGUCUGGGCCGUUAUCGAAUGCUUCUUUUCUGACCUAGUACACUGGGCUGUACACUGGACACAUGACCCGUGCAUUGUUGGAUGUCAGUGCUUUCCAUCUGUAAGUAUCUGGAUGGAUGGACAUAGGCUGUUACACAGGGUAAUUUGCACCCAUGUAAGUAUACACAUCAAUGGAUGAGUCUACAUCCAAGAUUGGGCCCAUGGUCCCUUGUUUGUUACACCAGGUGCUAUAUAAAAAACCCCAAUGGAGAAGAAUGGACGAAGCAGGAGUAGGAUCUGAACUGAGAAAAG